CUAUACAAACUACCGGGUAGUAUUUUUCUUAGUAUAUCUAUACAAUUCAGUAGCUAUAUAGCGACCAGCUACAAGUACCAGUUCCAAGUGUGGGGGGUGGCAGCUAUCAGACAUGGACUACUCACACUCGCAACAGGAGGUCUCAGACUUGGAAAAUGGAUAUGACCUGCUCAAGCCCUCCAAUAAGGAGGUUUUGAGUGGCAGCAGAACUCUGCAGAAUGUAUCGUCUUCGAUUAUGCGUAAGAAAUCUGACCCACUUCUUGUUUCAAGCGUUCGGUUUCAAAUGCUUAGGCAUUUAUUGGCCAACCUCCAAGAAGUCAUUCUAGGAACUAAGCUGGCCGUGCUCUUCCCAGCCAUUCCUCUUGCUAUAGCCGCUGAUUUUUAUAAGUUUGGCAGACCUUGGCUAUUUGCUUUGAGCUUGCUUGGACUCACGCCGCUUGCAGAACGUGUCAGCUUCCUCACUGAACAAAUUGCAUAUUAUACUGGUCCAACAGUUGGAGGACUUCUUAAUGCAACAUGUGGUAAUGCAACAGAACUGAUAAUAGCACUGUUUGCUCUUUACCAAAACAAAAUACACGUCUUGAAGUAUUCUCUAUUGGGUUCCAUCUUGUCAAAUCUACUUCUUGUUCUUGGGACCUCUCUCCUCUGUGGAGGCUUGGCCAACCUGAAAAAGGAGCAAAGAUAUGAUAGAAAGCAGGCUGAUGUGAAUUCAUUACUUCUAUUGCUGGGGUUGUUGUGCCACAUAUUGCCACUAAUGUUCAGAUAUGCCUUAGGGGAAGGCCCUUUCACUUUCCACUAUACACUUGAGCUGUCUAGAGCUAGCAGCAUUGUUAUGCUUGUAGCAUAUGUUGCUUAUAUCUUCUUCCAGCUUAAAACUCACAGACAAUUAUUUGAAUCUCAGGAGGAAGGAGAGGAAGAAGAAGAAGAAAAAGCAGUGAUAGGAUUUUGGAGUGCAUUUUCUUGGUUGGUUGGCAUGACAGUUAUCAUAGCAUUAUUAUCUGAGUAUGUUGUGGGCACAAUUGAGGCUGCAUCAGAUUCUUGGGGCAUUUCUGUCAGCUUCAUUAGCAUAAUCUUGCUACCAAUUGUGGGGAAUGCAGCAGAACACGCAGGAUCAAUCAUAUUUGCUUUCAAGAACAAGUUGGAUAUUUCUUUGGGUGUUGCAUUGGGAUCUGCCACUCAGAUUUCAAUGUUUGUGGUCCCUCUAUGUGUUGUUGUUGGAUGGAUAAUGCAUGUCCAUAUGGACCUAGAUUUCAGUCUUCUUGAAACUGGUUCUCUUGCUUUCACAAUAAUUAUCACAGCCUUCACUUUACAGGAUGGAACUUCACAUUACAUGAAAGGAGUGGUUCUUUUCCUGUGUUACGUUGUUAUAUCUGCAUGCUUUUGGGUUCACAAAAUUCCUCAGAAUCAAAUUACAAUUGGGAAACCAUUUAGUGGAGUGUUUGCUGCUUAGGUGGAUGGCAAUGGCAUUUGGGGCUUGAACUUUGAACCCAAAUAAAGAAAAGUGCAGCAGUUAAUUAUGUCAUUUAGAGUUUGUUGAUCAACCACGGAAAAGCAGCGGGAAGAUUUGAUCGACAUUUUGGGGUAAUUGUUAAAGGGAUCCUGCGAAAUAUGAGAGCUUAUGUGGAAGAUAGAGCUAUAAAAAAUUGGCAUUGGUAGUUUUGGAAUGAAUGGGAGUUUCCAUACAACAAAAUGUUUGUAUAUAGCUCUCUCUUUAAUUUAUGUUCUUGUAAUAACGUCUUUGUUACUUAUUUUAAGUUUAAAACAGUGACAAAUGGUAAUGGAUUUUUUUUUUUA
Messenger RNA from Hevea brasiliensis (rubber tree), 1794 nucleotides. Its product is annotated as vacuolar cation/proton exchanger 3-like. Gene Ontology annotation, molecular function: calcium:proton antiporter activity. Bases 113 to 1450 code for a protein of 445 amino acids. Gene Ontology annotation, cellular component: plant-type vacuole membrane. Lineage: Eukaryota; Viridiplantae; Streptophyta; Magnoliopsida; Malpighiales; Euphorbiaceae. The record is from RefSeq and is a predicted model, not a curated record. Gene Ontology annotation, biological process: calcium ion transmembrane transport; intracellular calcium ion homeostasis. The transcript has 11 exons.